Molecule: messenger RNA, 2740 nt
Organism: Scleropages formosus (Asian bonytongue)
Lineage: Eukaryota; Metazoa; Chordata; Actinopteri; Osteoglossiformes; Osteoglossidae
Gene: abcg8
Product: ATP-binding cassette, sub-family G (WHITE), member 8
Exons: 14
Coding region: 103-2232 (709 amino acids)
Biological process (GO): transmembrane transport; cholesterol efflux; cholesterol homeostasis
Cellular component (GO): plasma membrane; signaling receptor complex
Molecular function (GO): ATP hydrolysis activity; ATP binding; cholesterol transfer activity
Source: RefSeq, a predicted model, not a curated record
GAAGGAGGGAGCGGUAGUGCAGUUUGAUAGUUGCCAGAAGUCGGUCGUCAGGAGCGCGCAGAGAACUCGGACCAGGCAACUGCUCGACGCACGGGUACCGCGAUGACAACAGAGACCGGCCUGGAGCUGGGUGAGAGUACCGUCCAUCCCAGACCCUCUCGAGAGAAACACAGGGAUGAGCUCUUUCUGUCCCCAGAAGACGACAGCAGCCUCUACUUCACCUACAGCGGAGGGUGCAAUGAGCUGGAGGUCAGAGACCUGCACUACGAGAAACACAGGGAUGAGCUCUUUCUGUCCCCAGAAGAAGACAGCAGCCUCUACUUCACCUACAGCGGAGGGUGCAAUGAGCUGGAGGUCAGAGACCUGCACUACGAGGUAGACACUGCCGCCCAGAUCCCUUGGUACGAGAAGCUGUCCGAGUUUAAGAUGCCCUGGGAGAUGCAAGGCAACAAACAGAUGGCCAUCGAGAGCCUCAGUCUGCGCGUGCGCAGCGGCCAGAUGUUGGCGGUUAUCGGCAGCUCAGGCUGCGGGAAAACCUCCCUGCUGGACAUCAUCACGUGCCGUGACGAGGGAGGCUCCAUCAAGAAAGGUCACGUCUCCAUCAACGGGCGGCCCAGCACACCCCAGCUAGUGCGCAAGAGCAUAGCCCACGUGCGGCAGGACGACCGGCUGCUGCCCCACCUCACCGUGCGCGAGACCCUGGCCUUCGUGGCCAAGCUGAGACUGCCGACGCACUUCUCGCAGGCCCAGCGAGACAAGAGGGUGGACGAUGUGAUCGCGGAGCUGCGGCUGCGGCACUGCGCCAACACCAGGGUGGGCAACGAUUACGUGCGCGGCGUGUCCGGGGGCGAGAGGAGGAGGGUCAGCAUUGCCGUGCAGCUGCUGUGGAACCCAGGCAUCCUCAUCCUGGAUGAGCCCACCUCAGGCCUGGACAGCUUCACCGCCCACAAUCUGGUGAUCACGCUGUCCCGCCUGGCCCGAGGGAACCGGCUGGUCCUCCUGUCGGUCCACCAGCCGCGCUCCGACAUCUUCCAGCUCUUCGACCUCGCGGUGCUGCUCUCCUCCGGCUCGGCGGUGUACUGCGGCCCUGCCAAAGACAUGGUGGCCUACUUCGGCGCCCUGGGGCACCCCUGUCCCCGAUACUGCAACCCUUCCGACUUCUACGUGGACCUGAUCAGUAUUGACCGGCGCAGCCCGGAGAGCGAGGCGCAGUGUCUGGAGAGGGCCAGAAUGCUGGCCGCUCAGUUCAAGGAGGCGGUUAAGGGCACGGAGGAUUUCAUGUGGAAGAGCCAGACAUCCAGCAGCAGCAUCGAGUGUCACAGCGACGAAGUCCGGCCAAAACUCCAAGAGGCAGCGGUCACCGUGUCCGGUCAGAAGGACCACCUUCCCGGCCACCUGCACCAGUUCGCGAUCCUGGUGAGGCGACAGGUGUACAACGACUUCCGAGACCUGGUCACCCUCCUGGUGCACGGGUUCGAGGCCCUGCUGAUGUCGCUGCUCAUCGGCUUCCUGUAUUUUGGGGCGGGAGACACCGACCUGUCCAUCCAGGACACGGUGGCCCUCCUCUACAUGACUGGGGCUUUGACGCCGUUCGCGGUGGUGCUGGACGUCAUUGCAAAGUGUCACUCUGAAAGAGCCAUGUUGUACCACGAACUCGAGGACGGAAUGUAUUCGGUCACGUCGUACUUCUUUGCCAAGGUCCUGGGGGAGCUGCCCGAGCACUGCGUCUUCACCCUCGUGUACGGCGUGCCCAUUUACUGGCUGGCGGGUCUCAACGAGGCCCCCGACCGCUUCCUGCUCAACUUCCUGCUCAUCUGGCUGGUGGUCUACUGCAGUCGAGCCAUGGCGCUGUUUGUGGCCGCUGCCCUGCCCACACUGCAGACCUCGGCCUUCAUGGGCAACGCCCUCUUCACCGUCUUUUACCUCACGGGGGGCUUCGUCAUCAACAUGAAGAACUUGUGGCUGGUGGCAUCCUGGUUCUCCUACAUUUCCUUCAUGCGCUGGGGUUUCGACGGAAUGCUCCAGGUCCAGUUCCGGGGACUGAAGUACCCCGUCACCUUGGGAAAUUACACUUUCAACAUCGACGGCAUAAUAGUUGUAAAGGCUAUGGACAUGAACCAGUACCCGCUGUACUCCUGCUACCUGGUGCUCAUCGCCAUAUGCGUGGUCUUCAUGCUGCUGUACUAUCUGUCACUGAAGUUCAUCAAGCAGAAGUCCAGUCAGGACUGGUGAAGAUCCCACCUCUGGUUCAGCUCCAGAACUUGCACUACAACCUACUGCCACUGGGUGGCAGCAAAGUACUGCAUUUCUCUCCAGCUAGAAAUGAUACAGAACUUUUUUGGCACAAUAAGAGCAUUUGGAUGGCAUGCAUCCAGUAGCGGCAUCUGUUUGCUCCAAUUUCAGCCUUUUUUAACUUGAUUUUUUUAAAAUAUAUAUAUAGGUAAGAUUAUAAAGCUUAAUAUACAUGCCAGUAGAAGCAAUUUUGGAAAAAAAAAAAAAAAACUCACGGGAGUGGCUCGCUCUGGGUUUUUUCUUACGAGUUUUGCACUGGUGCAAAUGCUUGAAAACGUGUUAUACUGCAUUUCUCGUUUGACAAAAGUAGCCUCAGUAGCAAACUGUUCUGAUUUAUUAGAAGAAAAAAAAAAAAUCAUUAAGGCCUUUAAGAUUCAAACCUGUACCAUUUUCCUUCAUUUGUAGAUCAAUAAACAUACUUAAAGGCAUGUUUGGCAUAUUGCGUACA